Molecule: messenger RNA, 4866 nt
Organism: Pestalotiopsis fici W106-1
Lineage: Eukaryota; Fungi; Ascomycota; Sordariomycetes; Amphisphaeriales; Sporocadaceae
Exons: 3
Coding region: 1-4866 (1621 amino acids)
Biological process (GO): fatty acid metabolic process
Molecular function (GO): phosphopantetheine binding; medium-chain fatty acid-CoA ligase activity
Source: RefSeq, a predicted model, not a curated record
AUGGCAUCACUAGAUCUCGACGGCAAGUCCAUUGUGGACUUUCUGCCAGACCACCCGACGCCUGCCAUCUACGCCGCCUCGGUCCGGGACUACAUGACACACGCCCAAUUGAAGCAAUUCGUCCAGGGUUUCCGCCUCCCUUCAACACAGAGCUUCAAGAAGGAAGUCGUUGCAGUAGCACUACCAAACGGACCUAUACUAGCCGCCACCAUCCUUGCCGUUUCGACCUACUACACUGCCGCCCCGGUCACGCCAGGUGUUGGUGUUGAGCAGUUCAAGGCCGACGUCCUGCAAGCCGGAGCCACAAUCGUCUUGACAACCGCCGAGGAUUACCAGAAACUGGCCCUACAGGAUGGAUGGGUUGCAGAGGCAGGAAUCCAGAUCUGCCUGGCUCGGAUAGAAUCAGACAUGAGCAUUACAGUUACGAGCGAAUCGGGUUCCAGCCUCGGAGCCCUCGCUGCCCCGCAGCCAAGCGCCCCCAAGGAUACAUGUAUUCAGCUCUUUACGAGUGGUACAUCAGGAAACAAGAAGCUCGUUCCAAUUUCCAUACACGCAGCUAUUAGCGGCGCCCACCAGGUCAUUACCUCUUGGGGCUUGACGCCACAGGAGACGUGCCUGAAUAUGAUGCCGUUACACCACGUCGGAGGACUUAUUCGCAACGUUUUUGCUCCCAUUUUCGCCGGAGGAUCAACAAUUUGUUGCUCUGGCUUUGACCCCGGAUUGUUCUGGGACCUGGUUGACCAGGAAUUGCCAACAUGGUACUAUGCAUCCCCCACGAUGCACUCGCUCAUCUUGAACGAGGGCAUCAACCGACAGGCAGAUAUGAGCAAGAGCAGGAUUCGCCUCAUCUGCAAUGCCGCUGGUGGUUUGCUGCCCGCACUUGCAGAGCAAUUGAGGGACACUUUCAAUUGUACCGUAUUGCCAAGUUACGGAAUGACCGAAUGUAUGCCCAUCUCAACACCUCCCUUGGAUUACAAGCUAGACCGUGAAGGUACUUCGGGUAUCUCGGUCGGCCCUGAACUCACUAUUCUCGAUGGUGCAGAAAGGCAGGCACCUCCACACACCAUCGGUCGUAUCAGUGUCCGUGGUUCGCCAGUCUUUGAGGGAUACCUGAAGCCCGAUGGCAGCCUAGACAGGUCUCCAUUCAAUGCAGAUGGCUGGUUCGACACUGGCGACUUGGGUUACAUGGACGAGGACGGCUUUCUCUACAUUACGGGCCGCUCUAAAGAGGUCAUCAACCGUGGUGGAGAAAUCAUCUCGCCGUUUGAGGUCGAAAACGCCAUCGUCUCGGCUGCAGCCGACCCUGACAGCCCCAUCUUCGAGCGAGUGUCCCAGGCGCUGGCGUUUGGUCUUACCCAUGACGUGCUCCAAGAAGUCGUCGGUAUCGUGCUGGUCACACCAAAGGGUAAGCCACGCGUCGAUAUCCGUGUUCUUCAUGUCGCCAUGCGAUCGCUUCUGCAACAGGCCAAGUGGCCAACCAUGAUUGUCUACAUGGACGACGUUCCAAAGAGGAACAACAAGGUUUUGCGAACCAAUCUGGCCAAGCGCCUGAGUCUUCCAGAGCAGACCGGAACGACAUCGUUCAUGGAGAAGCAUUGGGAAGCGGUCUGCCCGCCAGUCGACACUCCUCUUGCGGAGCCGAUUUCGGCUCGCCUAUGCACAGUUGACGUAGCUCAACUGCAAGAUGUCGCCAGCCAGAUUAUGCCGACCAUUAUCGAGGCAUACGUCGACAUCAGCUCUGAUGGAAGGCCAGAGAUGUUCCUGGCACCCAGGCCAGCAACUGAGGUUACCAAAGAAUACGGUCUCGCCGCCGUUGCAGAUCUCAAAAAGCUGUUGCCAGCCAGGACCGACAACUACAACAUUCCAGAGCGGAUACAAUACUUGGAGCAGCCUAUUCCCUUCUGUGGCUGCGGUACAGUUGACAAGAAAGCACUUCACGCCAUUGCGGAGCAACAAAUCAGCAAUGCCGAGAAUGCCAGUGCUGACAACCUGGAUGAGGCCGUGGUCCAGAUCAUGGGCAAGGUUUUGUCUCGUAGCCCAACUGACAUUGAAGUGACUGCGGACUUCUUCUCCAUUGGCGGAGACUCAAUUCUUGCUGGUCGUCUUCUUUCAAUGCUCAGAGCCGAAUUCAAGGUUUCCGUGCCAAUCGAGUUUGUCUUCAACCACGGCUCUGCCCGCGAGAUUGCCAAGUACCUGGAGCAGGAGGGCGCUUCCUUGAACGGAUCCGACUCGAGCUCUACCAACGAGAAGGAUUUCCACUUCUGUGACAAGCAGUACUCGGCUACCAACCUUUUCCUCAUGCUGCUUCAAUUAAUGCCCAUGGUCCUCUUCUACCCCAUGCGCCGCGCGCUUCAAUGGACAAUCUUCAUGGUCGUUCUCAGUUGCACCCUCAGGUGGCCUACAAACCAGUCAGUUAUCGGUCGUCUCCUGAUUCUAGUUUGCAGUAUUGCUGCAUCCAAGGUGAUUCUGAGUAUCUUCUCGCCGUUUGUUGGUAUCAUCUGCAAAUGGGUCAUCAUCGGACGCCACAAGGCUGGAUACUAUCCCAUGUGGGGACCUUACCACACCCGCUGGUGGUUGGUCCAGAAGAUCACCGACAUCUGUGGAGUGGGUGUCUUUGGCAUGUCCAACUGGAGCAAGUGUAUGUACUACCGCCUAAUGGGCGCCAAGAUCGGAAAGAAUGUCACCAUCAACGGCGCUCGGACUGGUGAGUGGGAUCUUCUUGAUAUCAAGGAUGGUGCCGUGCUUGAGCACUGCACUAUUCGCCCCUUCGCUGGAGAGAGGAACACGACCAUGUACCUUGCGCCCAUCACCAUUGGCCGCAACGUCGUCAUCAACAAGGCCUCGAUUGUCGCGCCCGGUUGCAGUGUUCCCGACAAUGCCUGCAUGCCGCCGAACUCAUCUGCUUGGGAACUGGAGGACACUGACGAGAGCUUCCGUGACCUACCCUCGAACCGCGUCCCCGGCGCUCCUUGGGUGAUGACAAUCCUUGUCACCAUGCCUCUUGCUUUCAUCAGCUACAUCCUGUCCUUGGUUCCCUGGGCACUUGGUCUACUCGGUCUUGUCAUGGCUAAGCCCAUUCCGACCGACCACCCUGUGCGCAGUGUUAUUCACUGGUUUGCAUCAGAAGGUAGAGUCGGUUACCACUACCUUGCACUGGUACUUCGAUCCAUGUUUAGCCCUUUCUUCGUCUUUGCCUUUGCUGUCGCCGUCCGUCUAUUCCUCGACGUCUGGUUUGGCAAACUCAAGCCCAGCCCUGCAGCCACCCGAAGCUCUGUUGAUAGAUGGCGCAUGGCCCUUAUGAAGAAGAUCAUGCCUGUAUCCAAGCUGCACAAGAUGACUGAGAUUCUGGGUCAGCACUACGAAGGAACAUCGGUUGCAGUCAGACUUCUAGGUGGCAAGGUCGGUAAGCGUGUCUACUGGCCCGGUACUGGCCCAUCCAUUGGCGACUACCACCUCAUUGACAUUGGUAACGAUGUUGUGUUUGGCUCGCGCUCUCACCUGGUUACUUCUGACGGCCUCAGCUCUGAAAAGGUUAAGAUUGGUGACAACGCCAUGAUUGCGGACAGAGUCUGCCUGCUGCCCGGUGUCGAAGUGGGUAAGAGUACAGUCAUGGGUUCGGGCGCUCUUUCAAGGCGUAACAAGUUCUACGAAGACAACAGCACCUGGGUCGGCUCUCGAGGAGGUGAUGCUAUCCACUUGGCUCGCCCACGCCCGAAGCAGUCUGACCCCGAGAAGACUUAUUCCGAAAAGACCGACCCCAAGAAGCUCAACCUCGACACAUCCUUUUCCGAAAAGGCAAACCAGAAGCGCGUGCGUGUUCUCGUGGAGUCUGCCACCUCGAGCGGAGUCAGCUCCAGUGCCUCAUCGACGCUCGCAUCAGUCGCUCCCAUGUCGCCAAUGUCGCCAAUGACGCCCAACAUGUUGACACCAAAGGCCAGCACCAAUCAAUUGUCCAUGGGCGCUCCUCAAAACGGAAUCCUGUCAAACAAGUCCAGCCGUCAAGUCUUGAUUACGCCUCAGGAGGCAGCUGCGCGGGAGGAAGAGCUAAACCUGAGCCCCUUCGGCCGAGCCUUUUAUCAGGGCAAGGCCCCUUACAGAGUUAUGGGCCAAUUCGUCAUCUUCCUAUACUCAUCCUUUAUCACUGCAUUUACCGCGGCGCUAUGGAACAUUCCCUUUAUUCUUUCAAUCCAGAUUAUCUACUGGAUGAACUACGACGAAAUCCUGGGUCGGGGCUUCUGGAGCGAUGCCCUUCACACUUGGGGUUUCAUGACUGCAUGCAUUGUUGUCUUGACUACUGGCCUGGCCAUCUUUGCCAUCUUGCUCAUCAUCGUGGCCAAGUGGACCAUUAUCGGCCACCGAAAGCCUGGCAACUACGACUGGGACAAGAGCAGCUACUGUCAGCGCUGGCAACUUUUCUUGUCGAUCGAGAAGAUUCGUCGCCACUGCUACCGUGGCCACGGUAUUCUUGGCAUGCUUACGGGCACGCACUGGCUCGUCAUGUACUUCCGUGCGCUGGGUGCACAGAUUGGCGACAACUGCGCUCUGUUUGUGAACGGCUCCCCGAGUCUCAUGUUCACCGAGCCCGAUUUGAUUACCAUGGGUGACCGCUGCGUUGUUGACGACGCGAGUCUUGUCGGUCACAUCAACACUCGUGGUACCUUUGAUUUGAACGAGUUGCACGUUGGCGACCGUUGCGUGCUGCGAAGUGGUAGCAGACUGCUAUCGGGCGCAAGUAUGCAGAAUGACAGCUGCUUGAUGGAGCACACGCUUGUCAUGGGUGGAGACGUCGUCGACGAAAGAUCGACGCUACAGGGCUGGCCGGCAAAGGUGUUCAAGGGUGACACUGCCGGACACACGACUCUGUAA